Aspergillus thermomutatus is the source of this 1239-nucleotide messenger RNA. RefSeq names its product MFS transporter. The record is from RefSeq and is a predicted model, not a curated record. The transcript is spliced from 6 exons. Gene Ontology annotation, molecular function: transmembrane transporter activity. Gene Ontology annotation, biological process: transmembrane transport. The coding region runs from base 1 to 1239 and encodes 412 amino acids. NCBI's taxonomy places the organism in Eukaryota, Fungi, Ascomycota, Eurotiomycetes, Eurotiales, Aspergillaceae.
AUGCAUCUAAUUCCGAGUCUUCGCAAAGCAACAUCUACCGAAAGCUUUACAAUCUUUGUUGUAGCAUUUGCGGUCUUCACGGAUGUUUUCCUGUAUAGUGUUAUUGUACCCGGGCUGCCUGCGACGUUAGGUCAGCGUGUUGGUGUUCCUGAAGCAGACCAACAGAAAUGGGUCUCAGUUUUACUCCUCAUAUAUGGGGCGGGACUAUUGAUCGGGUCUCCUAUUUGCGGCUAUGUCGCGGAUCGUGUCACUUCGCGGAAAAUACCACUCAUGGCAGGGUUAGUUGCAUUAGGCGGGGCAACUGCGUUGCUGUGUGCGGCACGAGCGAUUGCCUUGUGGGUUAUAGGACGAUUUGUUCAAGGCGUAUCUGCAGCGGUUGUGUGGACCGUGGGUCUUGCACUCCUGGUUGAUACGGUUGGUGAUGCUCGGAUUGGAGAGGCCAUGGGCUACGUGGGCAUCGGCAUCAGUUUGGGAGUAUCGCUCGGACCGAUCCUGGGAGGAGUGUUGUAUAAUUUUGGUGGCUUCUUUGCGGUCUCGGAAAGCCAUCCGGUCUUUGGAAGCCCCGAGGCCCAGCAUGUGCCGAAUUCGGAGCAAUCUGCCUCGAGGCCAUCAUUGCUUGUCCUUCUCACCACUCCCCGAGUCCUAGUAGCGAUGGGAGGCUAUUUCAGUCAGGCAACCUUGCUGACGGCCUUUGACUCGGUUCUGCCAUUGUUUGUGAAGUCGACUUUUGGGUGGAAUCUGUUAGGAGAAGGAUUGAUCUUUCUUACACUAGCUGUGCCGGCUUUUCUGGAACCUCUCAUCGGGAAGAUCGUCGACAAGAGGCAUUCGGUGAGAAGAUACAUGGCGGCCGGAGGCUUCCUCCUGGCUGUGCCGGUUCUUACUCUGCUACGCUUUGUGCAGCAAAAUUCAGCAGGUCAUAUAGUUCUUCUCUGCGUCCUCUUGUUCCUGGUCGGCGUGAACAUGGCAGUCAUCUAUCCACCUUUGAUGGCGGAAAUCACAAACACUGUCACAUUGAAAGAGCAGUCGAACCCGGGAAUUUUCGGCAAGAAAGGAGCCAUGGCUCAGGCUCAUGGUUUAAUGAACUGUUCCUACGCAGCUGGAAGCCUUGUCGGUCCUAUUUUGGGAGGAGUAGUGAGAGAACAAUUUGGUUGGCCUACAAUGUCGUGGGUAUUAGCAGUGUUUAGUGCGGUGGCCUCCGUUCCAGUCGCCCUCUUCCUUGGAGGAUGGAUUCGUCGAUAG